AUGGCGACUGACGGCGGGCGCCGAUACGCGCUGUUCGACCUGGUGCGGUCGGGGGAUAUCGACUCUAUCGCGACAUAUAUCCGAGCGCAUCAUGCCUCCAUCCGCCAGCGCUCGAUUACGGAUGCGCUGCCGGUGCAGGUUGCGAUGGAUCUCAACCGAUGGGACAUUGUCGUGACCCUCGUUCGAGCCGACCCGGAACACAUCACUUUGAUGCUUCAACCGUCCAACGUGUCCCUCGUUCAGGAAGCUAUUCGACACAAAGUCGACGAAAGCAUACUUCUCGAUCUCAUCGCGGCAGCGCCAGAAUACAUCGGGCGCCCCACAUAUACCUCUCUCGACACACCCAAGUACCCGAUUUUCAGUCUCAUCGACAGCAGCUACGUGGAGGCCGCCGCCGCGCUCGUCCUCCAUAGCGGCCCUGGAACCUCACCAUCUUUGAACCAUGUGACUGACGACGAUGGCAAUUCGAUUGCCCAUGCCGCGUGCAAGUGCACGCGUCGUUUUCCACCCAACGCCUUGUCCGUCCUGUUGACCAGCUUCCUCACUGCAGUCAACUUGGACGGACAAACACCUAUCCAUGUCGCGGCAUCCAGCGGAAACCUCCACGCGGUGCAGUGCGCUAUGGCGCUAACCCCUCCGAGCCACGCACCUGUCGUGUGCGCCAUCCACGAUCGAGCGGGCAACCUUCCCCUUCAUGCAGCCAUCACAGACAGACAGUGGCAUGUCGUUGUUCCGCUGGCAACGUGGUUUAGUUCAGCAGCAGCGGUGCCAGAUUCCAUGGGAGACCUUCCAGUUCACAUCGCUGCAGGGUGUCGAGAGUGGGCAGUCGUCCAUGCCUUGGUAAACCUGGCUCCACAGACGGUAGCCAUCGAGGACCGUCUGGGCCGUUCCGUGCUACGACUAGCGCUGCGCGGAGCCGCGUGGGAUGUAGCAUCGACAAUAUUGAGCUUUCCAGACGUCUCCCUGCCGCGGGAUGUCGAGUCGGUCGACGUGGCCGUCGAGCACGCACAGUGGCAAAUCGUAGGACAGCUCGUGUCGAAGCGAGUCGCAGUGCCACAGCCAUUGAGUCUAGCCGAGAGUUUGCCUCCCGUAGCGAUUGAAGCAUGCAAUGAAGCCGGGAAAAUGCACGAUGGGGAGCUGUCGUGGACGACAAUGGCUCUGGACGUAGCACUCCGGCAUCGGCAAUGGGACGUCGCUGCAUGGGUGCUCGCGACGGACGCAACUGCAGCCCGUCGGAAGAAUCGCAUGCGACUGCUGCCUCUGCAGGUGGCAGCGGCCACUGUCUCAUCAAGUGGCCCCCCCGACUGGCUCCUCCACCGACUCGCCGAAGCUCACCCACAAGCUGCUGUGGCGGUCGAUCGGACUGGCACGCCUCUCGUGCAUGUGCUUUGUCGGCGCCAGAACUGGGCUUGCGUUCGCGCUCUCGUCCGCGCAUCCCCAGUCGCCACCACAUCCGCUCGGGAUCCCCAGGGCCUCUGCGCCGUCCACGUCGCGAUGCUGCAUUUUGCUCCAGCGGAUGUGGUGGUGGAUUUCGCGAUUGCUGCGCCGCUCACAACAUCCCUGGACGGGUCGACGUGGAUAUUGCACGACGUGUUGACCAAGUAUGCGCUUUGCUUAAGCGGGUCCUCGGACGUCCCGCGGCUUGCGGCGGCGUUUUCGACGGCUUCCGACAUGCGGCGCAACACGGCGUUGCAUGUUGGCCUAGCCUGUGGCCACGUGGGCUUUUGCACGGCACUCGUGCGGGACCAUGGCGUCGACCUAUUUGCUAUCAAUGCGGCGGGCGAUUCCGCGUUGGACCUGGCGCGACGUAGUUCGGAUCCAAAUCUCCGCGCCGUGCUCGCGCCCAUGGACGUGACGACGUUGACCAAGGCAACCCCCCCGCCUGCUGCGUGGAUGGAAAAACGAGAUGCACGCGGUCAGUCGCCGCUGGUCCAUGCCGCCCUGGCAGGACAUUGGACAGGCGUGCAGUGGAUGCUCCAGCACGGAGCAGAUCCCGCCCCGAUCCAAGCGUUGAAGCUUCCUCGAAACGUCCAGCGAGCCGUCGCAGCCAGUCAGCAUGCUCAUCUGGUCGUUCACCACCGCUAUGUCGUUCACACAAAUCGUGUGGUGGAAAUCGAUCCAAGUCCAGGCGAUCAAACCUGCGUGGCUUUGGAUCUCCACACCGGGCACAGCGUGCGGCUCGUGCCGUUCCAGUCCAAGCAAGCGCAGGACGCGUACUGUUUGCAAGUCGACUCGAUUCAGCGCCGGUCUCCAUGGGUGUGUGGCGUCCUGGAUGCAUUUGAAGACGAUGACGCGUUUGUUGUCGUGCUGGAAGGCGCGGGGCACCACGGCGACGUUUUGGAUUGUUUCCAGCCCCCAGAGCCGCCCCUCCACAUCGCAAAGAUGCUCGUCAGCGCCAUGGCCGCUCUGCACUCGGGUGGCUUUGUCCAUGUGUGCUGCGCACCGGCAAGUUUUGCCUACAUGAUGCCGGGAAUCGUCAAGGUGCACGACGUUGACAUGUGCCGUGUCGAAGGCGAUGCGACAGCCGCGAUUGCAGCGCCGCGGACGUCCUCGCCGUGGCUUCGUUACCAGAGUCCAAGUGUGGCGGCUGGGAUGCUCCCUCGGCCUAGGACCAACGACGACAGUGCGAUGGUGGCCGUCCACCAAACAGACAAUCUGUGGACCCUCGGCGUGAUGCUAUUUGAGCUGCUUGUAGCUGAACCGUUCAUGGAUCCGACGCUCGAUGGCGUGGGUCUGCUCGUAGCGCUGGCAUUCCCUUCCCAAGACGCCAUGGACCGCCGCCUCGUCCGCGACCCCGCAUUGCCGCGUCCUGCUCUCGAUGUCUUGCGAGGGCUGCUGUCCAUAGACCCGAGCGAUCGACUACCGCUUCGCGCCAUCAUGACGUCCGAGUUUGUGGCCCCACCGCUGGCGUCACCUUGGCGCAUCGCGUUGCCGAACCAUCCACCGCCGCCGGAUCGGUCCUCGGCGACUUUUCUCCCGUGGACCGCGUCCGAAUUGGUGGCACUUGCGCUGCAGAAUCACAAAGUCGAAUUGGAACGGCACCACCGUCGGGUGGUUCUCGCCCAGACGGCGCCGUGCCAAGCGACCAAAGCACCGCAGGACAUGCCGUCUGUAGCAGGGCCACGUCCGGUCGACGGCCUCGAUCGACGCUCUCACGAUUGCCCCCCCUCGACAUCCGCACCCGUCCCAACCCCAUGCCAGGACCACGAUGACCCCCAUGACGGACCAACUUCCCGUGCCUGCAGCGCGAGCCCAACUUUGGUGGACGCCACACACGUCAGCCACUCGUUCGUGGGCGAACGCGUGCGCAAACGCUUUCCAGACGGCAUUGUAUACCAUGGCACUGUGUCGGCGCGGUCGGCGGCAGGCGACUUGUGGACUGUCGUGUACGACGAUGGUGACAGCGAAGACGUGACGAAGGCUGAGCUCGCUGCGAUCCUCGUGAAGAAGUCGGUCAAAGGCCACGUAGCCGCAAGCGACCCGCUGGCGCAUGGACAGUCGGUGUGGCUCAUGCAUGACCACCAGUUGGUCGCCAGAGCCCGCGUGUGCGCGACGCCACCACCGGACCUCGUGCCCUCUCCACGGGGCGAACACAACGUUGUGUGUCUGCGCAUCACAAAGCGCUUCACGGGAACGCCCGAGGCAGUCACCAACCAGUUUGUGAAGUGUGGAAAGAGCGCAACGUCGACGGCGGGGUGGUUUGUGUGGUGGCGCCUCUCGCAGUGCUUUGUUCCCACGGCUGACCCGUCGUAG
Messenger RNA from Aphanomyces invadans, 3753 nucleotides. RefSeq lists its product as hypothetical. The transcript is spliced from 14 exons. Bases 1 to 3753 code for a protein of 1250 amino acids. NCBI's taxonomy places the organism in Eukaryota, Oomycota, Saprolegniomycetes, Saprolegniales, Verrucalvaceae. Gene Ontology annotation, cellular component: plasma membrane. The record is from RefSeq and is a predicted model, not a curated record. Gene Ontology annotation, biological process: protein phosphorylation. Gene Ontology annotation, molecular function: protein phosphatase regulator activity; protein kinase activity; protein phosphatase 1 binding.